GGAGAGCCACCUACUGUACGGUAACCCAACUCUUCGAAAGCUCGCUGUAAAGAAACCAAGAGUUCAGCGUUACUCGAUCAAUUCUGACUGAAAAUUUUGAAAGUAAGCGGUUUGUGUCAAAAAAAGUGACAAAAUGCACGAAAAGCUUCAAACGUUUCUGGUAAAUAUUACCAUAAUUGAAGGACGCCACUACUUCUGGCCCAACAUGAAUUCAGUGGUUGUUACUAAAAUCGACAACCAGAAAAAAUGCACUGCAGUCAAAUACAACACAGACUCUCCCUAUUACAAUGAGUUUUUUGUAUUCGAAUUUCUCACAACUCUCGACAAGAUGCUUGAUAAAAGAGUUACCAUCAAAGUUAUCAAACCUGGAAGUGUGAUUCGCAAACGCAAAAUCCUCGGUUUUACGUCUUUCGAUGUUGGUACCAUCUGGUUCCAGAAAGACCACCAGUUGUACCACAAAUGGGCGAUUCUCGCAGCCCCGAGCAAAGACUAUGCUGGUGGUACCAGAGGGUACCUCAAACUAGACGUCAGUGUUUUGUCUAAAGGUGAAAUGCCCAAAAUUCCCCCAACUGUGGAUACCAACGAAAUUGAAGGAAACCUUUUCCUACCAAGCGGAGUUACCACAGAAAGGCAACGAGUGAUUUUCAUUUUUGACGUUUAUAAAGGUGUUGAUUUGGUCAAAAAGAACCCAAUUCAGGAGUUAAAACGGGCGGAAAACGCACCAAGUACUACCAUCGAAAUUUGUUUUUCUGGUGUUAGUGUUAAAACUAGUACCAAAAAGGGUUCAAUUGCUCCAAAUUGGAACGAACGUUUGGUACUACCUGAACUGUUCCCUCCUCUUUGCCAACGGUUUCGAAUCCAGUUGUACCAUGAUGGUACCAUACGAUCCACUUGCUACCUAAACCUUAAAAGCAUCUCAAAUGAUAAGGAAGAGGGUUUUUUGCCCAAUUUUGGGCCCGCUUUUCUUCAUUUCUACUCCCCCAAUCACUUGGAGGGUUACUUGGGCAAGGUACUUCUAGCACUUCAGACCUCCCUAUUGGGCGAAAUAGCAGAAUACGAAGUCAAACAUAGCACAAUUUACCCCGAAGCUCCUCUUCUAAAAGAAGAAACGUUCCUCAAAUAUGAAAAUUUCGUCUUGCACGCUACAAUUUUUGAGGCCACGAUGAUUAAUAAGAAAUUUUUGGAUAAAGCGAUCUCGUUUCGGAUUUCUUGUGGUCCUCUUCAGAGCGAGGCUAGUGGUGAUAAAGUCGCUGCGAUGGUCACACCACCAAUGAAACCAAAAGUAAUGAACAAAAACUACUGCUACUUGCCCAUAACUGGGAAGAAAGCUUGCAUUUUUGUGACUUUGUCGUUGCCUGAUGUUAGGAAACGAAUGUUUAAUUAUAAUUUUUUGUGCAAAAUAUUGAAAGAUUUGAAGUCAAGGUUAGACAAAAUCGAGUAUAUUGUCCAAAACAAAGACUAUGACAUUGCAAGUGCUCAGACUGAAGCUCUCCUGUUAGAGACAGCCGAUUUCAUUUCUUUUGCCUCUGGAAAAUAUCUCGAUAUAGUAUCGAGUUAUAGUCUCACUGAGGAGACUUUUCUCGACCAAAGGCGGAUCAAAAUGUGCCUGAAAGAGAUGGAAUCGGUGAAUGUGGUGGCAAAGUCGGUGUCAGGCGAGCAAAACAAGAAGAAAAUCUUCCAGAAGGUUGAAAAAAUCUAUACCAAAAUCGAAAGUUUGGUCGAUGAUUUGGAAGAUUGGCCUUUGAUUUAUUUAUGGAUGAUCUAUGGUGCCAAAAGAGUGGCAUAUUUGUUCCUCCAACCUCGAGACUUUCUUCACUCCACAAUUGACGAAGAGAAAGGAACUCAUUGUGGGAAAUUACGCCCGUUUUAUUUCCAAGCAGAAGACUCUCAAGAACUUCCCGAAAUCAUAACAAGUGUUUGCAAAAUGGACGCCAUCAUCUGGAUCGGUUUACCACGACAUUUGACCACUUACCAACCUCAAGGUUUUACAUUUUCACACGAAACCAUCCCCCGUUCGUUGAAAACCCAAGAAAUGUACCAUUUUGAGGCCCGGGUUCAUAUCUUCCAAGGGAGGUUUACCCCAGGGUCGGACAAAAGUGGUCUUUCUGACCCUUUUGUUCACGUUAUUAUCUCGUCCCAGUUUAAGGAAACUCAAGUUUUGCAAAAAACCUUAAACCCGGUUUGGGACCAAACCCUCGUUUUUAGAAAUGUAGAAUUGUAUGGAAAUCGUGAUUUUAUCACUGCUAAUCCACCAAGUGUCUUUAUCGAAAUUUUUGACAAGGAUGAGUGUCAACAAAUCGAAGUUAUUGGCAAAUGUGUUCUUAGACCAAUUAUCAAAACGCUUAAGGGGGAACAAGGAUCAGGUCCUCUUAGACUCACUUGGUAUCGCGUCCAUAAUGUGUUUGAUGUGAGUGCCGAAAUUUUGGCAGCCGCUGAACUCCUUGAAGUUACGGCAAAAACUGCAGAAACACGUCGUGACCAAAUCGUCAAAAUACCACCAGAAAUCAAGCCACACUUGAUCAGCCAUCGAAUCGAAGUGGUUUUUUGGGGAGUCAGGGACUUGAAAAAGGUCCAAAUGGCCCAAAUCACCAAACCUAAGGUUGUGGUCGAACUUGGCACCAAUUUGGUGUCUUCCGACACUCUAGCAAAUGCCAAAAAACACCUAAACUUCACAAACCCGAUCAAGUCAAUUGAAGCAAGUUUUGCAGAAGAGGAGGAAUACGCCCCCACUUUGUCUUUAAAAAUGUACGAUAGUCGAAAUUUUGGUAUUAGUGUGUUUGCUGGCACGCACAUCAUGCCAAUGCAAAUGUUCUUCUACCAACCCCAAACCACCGACGAACGGCAUUUAAAGUUGAUGACUGUGCGAAGAAAUUCGCUUGAUUUUAACGAAUCCAUCGAGUCACUGAUACAAAAAUUGGAUGCUCAGUCCGGAACCAAAAUCCAUUUUGAGAAAAAACUAACGUCAGAAAGCAAGUGGCGGAAGUUUUUCGACUGUUUGACUUGCAGAAGGCGCAAAAAACCACCACCACCCAAACCACUAGAGUUGGAACAACCGGAGCUUGAAGAUAGUAGCGAUUUUGACUGGUGGACAAAAUUUUACGCCUCCUUGGAGGAAACUCCUCUUACAGGGAAAAUACCACUGAGUCACAAGUACAAGUUGAAAGUCUACUCUCACGAGCUUGAGCAACAGCCGGAAUUUGAGGGUUUUUGUGACACUUUACGCUCCUUUGAAAUGUACAAAGGGAAGAGAACUGGGGACGAAGCCGUCGAUGAAGCCAACACGACUGGGGUUUUUAAGGGCGCUUUGAGAAUCUAUCAGUGGCCUUUAAACGGCGACGAUUUUGUCACACCGACUGGUUUACCUCUACAAGGUGGAAUUUUCCAAGACUUUCCCACAAAUACCCCAAUAAAUUUCGUUUUGAGGGUUUAUUGCGUCCGAGGGUUGAAUUUAAGACCAAAGGACAUCUCUGGCAAGUCUGACCCUUACCUCCACCUAACUCUCAACCAAAGUGUGAUCAACGACAAGCAAAACUGCAUUAAACGACAAAUUAACCCGAUUUUUGGCCGUUGUUUUGAGUUUAAUGGGAUUUUUCCACAAGACCACACUUUGGUAAUUGCAGUUAAGGACUGGGACGCUGUUAGUGCCGACGAUCUGAUCGGGCAAACGAAAAUCGACUUGGAAAAUCGUUUCUAUAGCAAACACCGUGGUCAUUGUGGCUUAGCUGCAGACUACUUGACUGUAGGUUAUUGUCAAUGGAGAGACCAGCAAAAACCAAGCACAAUUCUGGCAAAUCUGUGCAAGAAAUACAAUAUCCCCGACUUGGAGUACAAGGAGAAGUCGAUAAUUGUAGGACCACAGGAAUUUUUCUUGGAUAAUCCUUCAGAGAAUGUGGAUUUGAGACACCAAGCCUUGGCAUUGUUGGCUUUGAAGCGCUGGGCUGAAGUACCAUUGGUUGGGUGCGUCCUAGUACCGGAACAUGUUGAGACUAGGUCGUUGUUUCACCCCCAAAGGCCUGGAGUUGAACAGGGAAAAUUACAAUUGUGGCUUGAUAUUUUACCAGUAACCGAUUUUCCAACUCCUCGGCAAGUUACCAUAACUCCAAGAAAACCGGUUUCGUACGAAUUGAGGGUCAUUGUGUGGAACGCCGAAGGGAUUAUUUUAGAAGAGAAAGAUAUCUUAACAGGGGAGAAGAAAGCCGAUGUUUAUGUUAAAGGGUGGCUUACUGGUCCAAACACAGCCCAGUACACAGAUGUCCACUAUAGAAUCUUAUCAGGGGAAGCUAUGUUCAAUUGGAGGUUCAUUUUCCCAUUUCAGUAUCUUUCAACUGAGAACAAAAUCGUUCAAAAACAUAAAACUGUGUUUGAAGAAAUUGAAGAGAAAAUCCCCUGUAAACUAACGAUCCAGGCGUGGGAAAACGACGCUUUCUCCCCUGAUGAUUUCCUAGGUGUUGUCACUUUGGAACUAUCAAGGCUUCAUCGAGGCGCAAGUCUAUUCCGAAAUUGCUCACCAGCUCUAACCAAACCUAACGCUCCAGUCCUAAACCUGUUCAAAAUUCGCAGAACUAGGGGUUGGUGGCCGUUGAAAAACGUCGAUACUCGCACCCGGAAGGAAGUAUUUGCAGGUGGUGUUGAGCUAGAGUUUGAAUUGUUGACAAAGGAGGAAGCUGAAAGGAAUCCAGCUGGACUUGGAAGGCGUGAACCACAAGGACUACCAAAACCAAAUCGACCUGAUACUUCGUUUUCCUGGUUUUGGAACCCAUGGAGGGCGAUUAAGUAUACGCUUAAAUUUUACAAGAAGAAAAUUAUCAAGUUUAUUAUUAUUGUGAUUGUGGUUGCUGUUACUGUGUACCUGUUGUAUCGCUUUGGCGAGUUUGGGUGGGAAAAGCUAAUGGUGCAGUUAAAAAAGUAUUUAAAAAUAGAAAGUGAUUAAUAAACGAGUUA
Molecule: messenger RNA, 4941 nt
Organism: Tribolium castaneum (red flour beetle)
Lineage: Eukaryota; Metazoa; Arthropoda; Insecta; Coleoptera; Tenebrionidae
Gene: mfr
Product: misfire
Exons: 12
Coding region: 134-4930 (1598 amino acids)
Biological process (GO): plasma membrane organization
Cellular component (GO): membrane
Source: RefSeq, a predicted model, not a curated record